This is a messenger RNA of Zerene cesonia (dogface butterfly), 1213 nucleotides long. RefSeq names its product probable galactose-1-phosphate uridylyltransferase (gene Galt). Gene Ontology annotation, molecular function: zinc ion binding; UDP-glucose:hexose-1-phosphate uridylyltransferase activity. Bases 43 to 1101 code for a protein of 352 amino acids. The record is from RefSeq and is a predicted model, not a curated record. The transcript has 8 exons. Lineage: Eukaryota; Metazoa; Arthropoda; Insecta; Lepidoptera; Pieridae. Gene Ontology annotation, biological process: beta-D-galactose catabolic process via UDP-galactose, Leloir pathway. Gene Ontology annotation, cellular component: cytoplasm.
CUAAUCAGUAGACGUUCUGUAGGACGCGGGGACGUUCGUAAAAUGAAGAAAUUUAUAUCAACUGAUCAUCAGCAUGUCCGGUAUAAUCCACUCAAAGAUGAAUGGAUUUUGGUCUCACCGCAUCGCUGCAAACGCCCAUGGAGCGGUCAGACUGAAGACCCACCAGAGGAGCAGGCGCCAGACCCUAACAACCCGCUGAGAGCUGGCGCUGUGAGAGCUAAUGGCCAGAAGAAUCCCAACUACACAUCGACAUACGUGUUUCCAAACGACUUUCCAGCGCUGCUGGAAAGAGUUCCUGAGCCUCCAGACUCGGAGCAUCCUUUAUUCGUGUCUUCACAAGCGAAGGGUACUUGUAGAGUUAUGUGUUUCCACCCAGACUCUUCUAUGACGAUUCCUCUGAUGUCUAUAGAAGAGAUCCGAGCAGUGAUUGAUGAAUGGAUCAACCAGCUGACAGAGCUAGGUCGACGGUAUACGUGGGUUCAGAUAUUCGAGAACAAAGGAGCCGCGAUGGGAUGUUCUAACCCCCAUCCCCACUGUCAAAUAUGGGCUUCUAGUUUCUUACCCAAUGAACCUCGGGUUAAGGAUAGAUGUCAAAAGGAAUACUACAUAAAAUAUGGAAAGCCAUUGCUGUCAGAUUACACAGAACAAGAAUUAUUGAAAAAGGAACGAAUCGUUAUCCAGAACGAAGAGUGGGUGGCCGUCAUCCCAUAUUGGGCAUCUUGGCCAUAUGAGACCAUGCUGCUACCGCUAAAAGGGCAGCCUCAAAGAAUGACAGAUCUUAACGACACUCAAAAGAUGGCAUUGGCAGAAGUGAUGAAGCAUUUGAACACGAAGUUCGAUAAUUUGUUUAAUUGCAGCUUUCCUUACAGCAUGGGGUGGCACGGUGCUCCAACAGGCCCCUCCACGUCCCCAGGUGAUUCCCCACACUGGAUAUUUCACGGCAUCUACCUCCCUCCACUCUUACGUUCAGCUAGUGUGAAAAAGUUUAUGGUUGGUUAUGAAAUGCUAGCGCAACCCCAACGGGAUCUUACACCAGAACAAGCAGCUGAGAAAUUGAGAGAAUGCGAUCAUUUAGUGCAUUACAAGAAUAAAAAUGUUUAAAAAGAAAAUUAUAGGAUAUGGUUUAGGUUUUAGAAGCCCUAAAACAAAGAUACAAAUAGGAAAAAUUAUUACUUUAGUAAUAAAUCAAGAAAUCAACUAUUAUAGUUUAUUU